Molecule: messenger RNA, 4069 nt
Organism: Stylophora pistillata
Lineage: Eukaryota; Metazoa; Cnidaria; Anthozoa; Scleractinia; Pocilloporidae
Product: major facilitator superfamily domain-containing protein 6
Cellular component (GO): membrane
Molecular function (GO): transmembrane transporter activity
Source: RefSeq, a predicted model, not a curated record
GCCAAAAAUUCUUGAGCGAUUAUUUGAUGAGGCCUUUAUGAAAGGCAUCAUUGUCACUCCCACGUAUUGACAACUCCCACAAAUCAUUGUUUUCAUGACAUCUAUGAAUUUGUAAAUGUAAAUCUCGUUCUACAGUCUAUAAACAGUUGGCCUUGACUGUUUACACUGAGACCAAGGUGGUUUAAAGUGCUCCAAAUUAUAUUAUUUUCACGCAAGGCUACUCCAGUCGGAGCAAUCGUCACCUCAUUCGGCGCGAUCGUUCUUGGCGUUAAGGACGUGGUCAACUCGAUGACUCAAAUUAACUUCUCCAUAUGAACGUUACAAGAUCAUGAUCUCUUCGUUCUUCGAGGGCCCUCGCUGAGAUUUUACUCCACAGAGUCAAAGAUUAUGUUGAUUUUAACGGCGUAAUCCCAAAGGUUUACUGGUACUUUUGGCUCAGUCGAGAUUAACCUUUGCGCUUUGGAAUGGAGAAGGGAAAAUUAUCCAGUUCAGCGUAUGACGAUUCGUCGAAGCAAUGUCAGAAAUUCGAGGGAGAAUCAAUAAAUUUGGCUAAAAAGAUCUUAAAUACAGUUGACAAGGACCUCGUCAUCCCGAAAUUAUCCUUCUUUUUCUUUUUCAUGGCAACCGGCGCUUUCCUUCCGUAUCUUGGCGUGUUUUACAAGCAGUUGUGGCUUACAGCUCGACAGUCUGGUAUUCUGCUUGGAGUUCGCCCUUUUGUGAAAAUGUUAUGCUCGCCUCUCUGGGGAAUGGUCACGGAUGUAUGCAACAAGCCGAAGCUCAUUCUACUUGUGUCCAUUCUGGGAACAACUGUGGCCCAUUUCUCGCAAAGUAUAGUCUCGCCGUUUCAUUUGCCUUGCUACCCUGAUGUGAACAUAACAAACUUUAGCAAAAUCCGGUCUAACUUAUUCGCUCAAUACUCGGUUGAUCGAUCGUCGCGACAAAGUGGCUUCCCAGCCACUAAUACAAUUUGGCAAGGAAAGUCUCUCACAAAAGGUGCUGACGAAACAAAUGAAUCAUCAGCUGAAAAUGCCAGUAUUGCAGUUCGAGGGUCUGUGGCGACAGAAAAAUUCCUAAUAGAUAAUGAUUUUGACAAACAGAAAGAGCUUGGGAAGGACAUGCAUCCCUUCGAUUAUGGGACAGCUCAGAAAGAAAGCAUGGAAAACACCGGACCAAGGCACGAAGAUAAGCCGCGACAAAUCACUGAGGCAAAUUCCAAAAUAUUGACAAAGAACAAGAAACGCAAGAAUCCUAACAUGAAGAAUGAUUUCCGUGUGAAAGAUAAUCAAAGUAUUUUUGCAACUUUGCUGGUUAUUGUGUUUCUAGGUGAAUUUAUUGCUGCACCAGCACCAAUGCUGACUGAUAGCGGAACACUCGGUAUUCUGAGUGGCAGGGAACACCAAUACGGCCGACAAAGGCUGUUUGGUUCCGUAGGCUGGGGAAUCGGUUCUUUGUUGUCAGGGGCUGUGGUGACAGCUUUCAAUUCAUGCCCUUACGAAGACAGUAUAAACUAUGUGUCGUGCUUUUACGUAUUUGCUGGAGCGAUGAUUCUCGACUUCUUUGUCGGCCUGUUCUUCAAUUUCGUACCAGCGCCCUCUAAACAGGAUGUUUCUAAUAUGGAAAACGAGUUUUUCAAGGGACUUAAGAUAUUUUAUAACCUGAAGAAUGGAGCCUUCAUCUGCACACUGCUGUUCCUUGGGUUCUCCCACAGCCUGCAGCUCUCUUUCUUGUUUUGGUUCCUUCAAGACAUUGGCGGAACACCGAUCCUUUUCACCAUCAUUGUUGCAGUAAAUUGCCUGUCUGAGGUAGUGAUGUUCUUCCUUGCCACUUACUUUGUGCAGAAGAUCGGCCACGACGCCGUCCUCUAUACAGGGCUUGCCUGCUAUGGGUUACGAUUUUUGCUCUACUCGUACCUUAAUGAACCAUGGUGGGUUUUGCCCUUAGAAGCUUUGCAAGGCUUCACAUACGGAGGAGUUUGGACAGCAAGUGUUGCAUAGGUUGGACCGCAACCAGGCUCCGGAGCUACUAUCCAAGGCAUAAUUCACGGGGUGUACUGGGGUCUAGGUAUGGCAGUGGGCGGAGUCAUUGGUGGGUUGAUGGUUCACUCGAUUGGCGCACGUUUGACAUUUCGCCUUGAAGCGGCUUUGUCCUUUGCAAUUCUUGUUCUGUUCUUCGCGAUCAACAAUUUCCAUCAAAAAAGUUCUCAAUAUUCUCAGAUUCCCUCUGAGCCUGUUCAGGACCCAGACGAUGACCAAGAGAGUGCUAUAGAUGAAGACAGAACAGGGGACGCUAAAUGAAGUAAUUUAUCCACAAAAUUUUAGUUAUCUACUAAUUUAUUUGACUUAUUUAUUCAUUAGAACUCAUUGACAUAAGAAUUUCUCAAGGGAUUAUAAAAUAUUAGGGUAAUUAUGUUUUAAAAAGUUUCCAGAGGAAUACAGUAUAUUAUUUUUAAAUCAUUAUAAAUUUCGAUAUCCAGGGAAACGUUUUGAUUUUUGUAAGCAAAUAUGGAACAGAACAAAAUAAGGUUAACUGAACAUCAUGCUAAAUAUAUUCGGAAUGCACAAGUUCGUUUUUAUCAAACAUUUUACCUUUAUUUUCUGUUAACACAUUUCAGAUAAAGUUUGAUCUAUGCUUUGCCAUAAGCAAAACUAUAAUUGUGACUUUACCACUGAAGAAAGAAAAAAAAAUGGAAAUUAUCAUUUGAAUUUUUGAAUUAUUGAGGAACUCUAUCAAAACAGGUAUUAGACGGUAUUACGUUCACUGAAUUCUUAACUGCCUCCUCGAUUUUGUGAGAGGGAAAAAUAUGGAAUUAGUGAAAACAUUUAACAGGUUACAUUUGUUAUUUUAAAUGAAUUAUCCAAGGGGCAGAUAAAUCAUGAAUCUAAUUUAUAAUACCUCUGUUUAUGCUUGGUUUCAAUAGCAAAUCCUACACCCAAUAUCUUGGGAUUGGUACAUCAUAGGGUUAGUACGAAAGUAAAAUUUGUACGAUCUAUCAUUCUUCCUGUAUAAGUGUUAAGAUUUCCUUAAACAUCUCUCCAGUUCAAAACUGAGCAGUUUUUUCGUCGUUUCCAAGAUAAAUCCAUCCAUAAGCAGCCGGAAAAAUCUCAGUCAGAUCGAAAAGGAAGGUUUUGAUAAUGUUAAUGGUGUUAUGUGUAAUUAUGCAUUUCUGUAGUAAAUAAGUUUCUGUCGUUAGUGUACUUGUGAAAAUUCGCAGAUAUAUGUAGACUGACUUUCACAAAGAAGAAUUUUCUAAUCUUUGGAAGAGGGUGCAGAUCGAGGCAUUAAAUUUAGUAUGUGGAAAACAGAAGUGCUUUAAAUAUCUACGAUACAUGUACCGUACAACCAACAAAUCGGGAAAAAAGUAGGCAAAUUUUCUAUGGAAUAUAUCAAAAGACCUGUGUUAUGCACUUCUCUGCAUAUUGAAAAAUGAAAACUGUUCGCGACCCGCCAAUAUUGCUAUUAUUUGUCUCGUUACGCAUCUCUGAAUAAAGUGCCGCUUACAGUGUGGGCCAAUUAUCUUUUGUUACAAUUAGUGUAACAUCUGAUGACCAAACUGUUAGUUCUCAGGAUAAGUAUAAGCCAUAUUUUCUCGUGCUUCUAAUUUUGGAAAGUUCCCUGCUGGACAGGUGCACGUGCUUACAUAAACUUUUCUUCUGGAUAAGGGGGUAGCUUGUUUUAGGCGCUAAUUUAACGAGGCUCGAUCAUAGUGCAAGGAGAAAAAAGGAGGAGUGUUUAAUACGAUUCAAGAUGUGUCUGUUACGGGAGAAGAGAGUUCUGUUUUUAUUUUCUUUUUUGAACCAUACUUGCCUUGAACGAAAACCGGCGGAAAAAAAACCACUAAAUGCAAGUUACAGACCUCCUCCUUUUAUCGUCUAAAAGGCUAUUGUCGCCCAGAAUAGACAAGUUUUAAAGAGUUUGUUAGGUCGAUAGCCAAUUAAUUUUUAAAUUUGACUUAUUAUUGUCUAGAAGAUGAUGAAAGGGAUUUACCAACCGCCGAAGAGAAUUUGAAUGGCGAAAAUUUCUUGCUUUCGCCCUUCUCAUCGGUGCUCGAGUCAUCAUUAAUAAAAGUCUU